Messenger RNA from Notothenia coriiceps (black rockcod), 378 nucleotides. Its product is annotated as CWF19-like protein 2. The annotation marks the transcript as partial. The transcript is spliced from 3 exons. Lineage: Eukaryota; Metazoa; Chordata; Actinopteri; Perciformes; Nototheniidae. The record is from RefSeq and is a predicted model, not a curated record.
GAGGGAUCUGUAAAAAGCAAAAAGAAGAAAGAGAAGAAAUCUAAAAAGAAAAAGGAGAAAAAAAAGGGCAAGAAGGAGAAGAAGACAGCAGGAGCAGACGAUGGCUCUAAAGACAGCUCAGAUGACUCAGAGGGGGAGUGGGUGGAGGCUCCGGCGCAGACACGAGCUGCUAAAGCCUGGAAACUUCCUGAUGAGUCCAAACCCUCAGAGAGCAGCGUCAGCACAGCACAGAGCGUCGAGAGAGACGAAUGGAUGACGUUUGACUUCCUGGCAAUGAAAACCACGUCCACAACAGAGAAGAGGGCUGAGAAAGAUCGCCUGAAAGAGGAGGAGAAGGCGAAGGCUCUGUCCAUCGAACAGGUGUGUUUUUAUUUCUGA